AGUCCGUAGUGGAUGCUGGGCGCCCAUCCCAAGUGCGGAUUGUCUGCAAUACUUGUACAUAGUUAUUGUUACAAAAAUCGGGUUAUUAUUGUUGUGAGCCAUCUGUUCAGAGGCUCCUCUGUUAUCAUGCUGUUAACUGGGUUCAGAUCACAAGUUGUACGGUGUGAUUGGUGUGGCUGGUAUGAGUCUUACCCGGGAUUCAAAAUCCUUCCUUAUUGUGUACGCUCGUCCGGGCACAGUAUCCUAACUGAGGCUUGGAGGAGGGUCAUAGGGGGAGGACCCAGUGCACACCAGGUAGUCCUAAAGCUUUUACUUUUGUGCCCAGUCUCCUGCGGAGCCGCUAUUCCCCAUGGUCCUUUCGGAGUUCCCAGCAUCCACUACGGACUAUGAGAAAUAGAAUUAUCGGCAGUAGAAUUUAAACCUAUGGAUCUGGAUCGAGUGCUCAAGUUGUUUGAAGAUCCGUUCUCUGGAAAUUUAACAGAAAGACAAUUAAGGGUUUUGAAGAAACUCACCAAACAUUAUUGCAGUGGUAUUCUUUUGAAAGAACUACCACAAAUAGUGAAACUAUUAGAUAUUUGUGCAACAAAGAUAGAAGACCAUAAAGAUUUUAUAGAGCCCAUGUGUGACAUUAUAAAGAUAUGUGGCCUCCCUUUCCUGAAAGAGAAGAUGUCAGAUGAAGCCACGUACGGAAACAUUGUCGCAGAGUCAUUAUCUCAGUUAGGCUGUCUGAUGCGGGUGCCAAGUUCUCAGGUCCGGAUACAGAUUUGCAAUUCAGUUGCCAAUUUUUACAGUCCAGAGUCUACAAAAAAGCAGCCUGAAGGUUUUCAACCAACCAGCGUGAUGUACAAGAUACAGAUGGCUGAAGUGGGGGGUUUGGCGGAGACCCUUGUUUUAUCCCUCACAGUAGUAGAGAAUCAUCUACAGGAGAAGUUAGCACUGCUGAAGGUCCUCCAGCUUCUAUCUAGCACCCCUGAGAACUGUAAACGUAUGGCCCGGGCACAGGCUGCCUGCCGAAUCUGCUCCCGCCUCAGUGACCCAGAUCCCUCUGGACAGCUGCUUUUCCGUUCUUCCGAAAUUUUGUGGAACCUGCUGGAAAAUGGUCCUAAGGAAGAAAUCAUCAAUCAGCUCAGCAACAUAGAAUGUAUCUAUGGACUGAAAGAUUCUUUCAUACGCCUGCUCACAAAAGGUUACAGGCACCAUGAUCGGCAGCUGAGAAACGAUCUCCUUGUAAUUGCCACCCUGAUUGCGGAGAACAGCCGCCCUCCAAUGGUUGAAAGUGGAUUUGCUAAACAACUAAUUCUGUUUGCAACUUUUACAGAAGUUAAAAGUAACAACCCAUUAGUGAAAAGCUUAAAACUUUUGCAUAACCAUGAAGAUUUUGAGAUGAAGAAGUUGCUGUUCAACGUGCUGGUGGUGUUAUCUAAGGACCUGUCCACAGUUCAGUUGCUCUGCGAUGGGAAGGUGGUUUUAGCCCUUUUUAACUAUGUCAAAGCAAAUGAAAAGCCUGGAGUCCAUGACUGGCCUGCUGCCCGUUUUGAAGAGUUACAGCUACACGCCAUCGCCACAUUGUCUACCGUGGCUCCUCUGCUGGUGGAAGACUACAUGACAUGUCAGGGAAACACCCGUAUUCUCCUCUUCCUGGAGUGGUGCUCCAGCCAAGAUGGAUUCUCUGGCCAGGGCAAUUCUUUCCAUGGCACAGGUGGGCGGGGCAACAAGCAUGCUCAGAUGCGCUACAGCUUGAGACUUCUCAGGUCUAUGGUGUCCGUAGGGGAUGAGGCUGUAAAUCAAGACUUGUGUGACCAGGGAGCAAUUAGUCAGCUCUUAGGACUGCUGAAACAUACCAUGGCAAGAGCUGACGGGAGUGACGGCACUGUCCAGUUGGAGAUGCAGUGUGACAUCCUCUUCAUUUUGUCCUCAGUAUGCGAGAGUGACCUCCACAAAAAGGAAUUGUUUGGAACAGAAGGGGUGGAUGUGCUAUUACAGCUCCUCAAGAUGGACCCCUCUAUGCUUCACAGUGGGUUAGGUCACAACAAACUUCUUUUCUGCACACUCGACUGCAUUUGGUCUUGUAUUGUAGGAUGUUUUCCCUUAGAAGACUAUUUCCUUGAACAGAAGGGCAUGUUUAUCAUUUUGGAUUUAUUAGCACUUAAUCUGAAGAGUCUGACCAACCUGGUGCUCGGAAUACUGGUGGAAUUCUGUGAUAAUCCGAAAACCAUUUCACACAUUACAACUUGGCGGGGGAAAAAUAAUGAGUCGGCCCCAAAACUGCUUGUCCUGCUGUGGAAGCAAGAAGAGGAGGAGCUGGGCGUGAAAAGAGACCACUAUGGGCGUAUUAUUGAUGCAAAGAAACCCCUGGUUGGACAAUUCCAGGAGGAGCAGGAGGUCACCCCAAUGCCUGUGAACUGCUUCAGCAUUGCAAUCAUGGAAGUGGCUGAAAACAUCCGGGCCAAAAUUUAUUCUGUGUUUUCCAAACUCGGUUUUGAAAACUUGCCUGGUCUGUCUGUGCUGGAUUACGUCACACUCAGCAUAAUAAGUAGAUACCUUGAUUUUAAAGUUGGAGAAGUAUGGAGUGAAAUUAGAGCAGAAUUAAAUGUGGAAAAUAUCCGGCCAGUGACCUCUGAUCAUGAAGCUUUGGACGUCAUUGAGAAACAUACAGAGAAUGUCAGUAAGGAUGUUGCCGCUCACCAAACUGAAAUGAUUGAAAAUCACCAACAGAUGGAGCUUCAGGAAGAACAGCAAAAAUAUGCAGAGAUAAAAGAAAACCACAAACAGAGUGAAAUAGUUCUGAAGUCGUGGGAUAAUUUCCUGGCAAGGACAUCCAAUUAUGAAGCCUUAAAGAGAGCAAAGAGACUUCAGGAAAAGUCUAUCGAAUCAUCGAGACCUAAGGCAAGACCACAGAAUGUGACCAUGCACUCUACACAGAUCCCCCGACUGAAUACAACGGUGGCUUGUGGGCCGGUGGUGACCGUGGAAAGCACACCCUCUAAAUUUACCGGAGGAGCCCUGGCGGAUACAGACCUGGCCCUAAAGAGAGUUCCAAUCCGGGGCGGAGCGCUACAGAAGACCAGAAGUGUGAAAAUGUUUUACUGAGCGAUAAGAAGAGGAGCUACGUACAGAUAGGAGAUGCAUAAGACAUUACUGCAGCUGCUGAGAAAUGAAGUGCAUACACUAAUGCACCAAUAAAAAUGGGUUUGUGCCUUA
Pseudophryne corroboree (corroboree frog) is the source of this 3201-nucleotide messenger RNA. RefSeq names its product cilia and flagella associated protein 69 (gene CFAP69). Gene Ontology annotation, cellular component: non-motile cilium; sperm midpiece. The record is from RefSeq and is a predicted model, not a curated record. NCBI's taxonomy places the organism in Eukaryota, Metazoa, Chordata, Amphibia, Anura, Myobatrachidae. The transcript has 23 exons. Bases 424 to 3090 code for a protein of 888 amino acids. Gene Ontology annotation, biological process: response to odorant; olfactory behavior; positive regulation of flagellated sperm motility.